This is a messenger RNA of Aspergillus pseudonomiae, 1438 nucleotides long. RefSeq lists its product as uncharacterized. The record is from RefSeq and is a predicted model, not a curated record. NCBI's taxonomy places the organism in Eukaryota, Fungi, Ascomycota, Eurotiomycetes, Eurotiales, Aspergillaceae. The transcript has a single exon. Bases 355 to 1182 code for a protein of 275 amino acids.
GUUUCUACAACGGUUCUUCUAUAGGGCCAAAAGGAACUGAGGGCCUCCGGACCUCCGGUAUUGCCGGUCAAUGGGGUGACUGCUAUAGAAUUUUCUUUUGCUUUGGGGAAGUGCGGGCGUGAUUUUAUUACGUACAAGUCGUGUGGGAGCACAUCCUGACCGACUUGUAUAAAGACCAGUCGAUCUACCUUUUCCUUCAUGGGUUCUCUAAAUCUAUCCGUUUUACGUUCUAGCGCUACGAUACCAAUACCAAGUACUCCGGUCGUUUCUUCUCAACCGAUACUAGCUUUCGUUUAGCAGCCCUUUGCCCUCGCUUCUUUUUUCAGGUAGCUGAUCUAUUCGGUUCAAAUCACGAUGCGUUCUUCUAUGCUCUUGCUGUCUACCCUUGCCGGCUCUGCCCUCGCUCUGCCGGGAGUUUUCCCUCACGGUUUCAACUCCACCUCUCACAGCGCCACCCACUCUCAUACCCUUCUUCCUACUGGUGGUGGAGGUGGUGAGAAGCCCACGGACACAGGAAAGGGUGGUGAGUCUCAGACCACCACCGCUCCUGGAGGGUCGGGCUCUGUUCCCGGAACCACUGUGACCUCAACCAUCACCGACACCAUUACGAAGACGACCUUCAAGCCCUGCUCAACCCCAGUCCACACCGAAGGUGGCACCACCUACUAUAGCUCCUGGGUGACUGCUUCCACUUAUGAGACUACCACCUGCUAUACCACCACCACUGUCCUGACUUCCACUCCUACCGCCGCCCCCUCUGCCCCUGCCGAGACCACUGUCGCUCCUGCUCCCAGUGGUGCUCCUGGCUCCGAGACCUGCCCUCCUGCCUCCACCGUGACCGUGUAUGUCACAGUUGGCAACGGUGGCUCUGGUGCUACCACCACCGUUGUUCCCGGUGGUCAGGGUGGCCACCACUGCGAGCGUUGCGAGACCAUCACCUAUACCAACACUCAGGGCUACACUACUACCAUUGUGAUCCCUCCCAUCUCUGAGCCAACUGGCACUGAGACCGAGAAGACCACAGCCACCGAGGUGCCUUCUUCCACCACGACUGAGACCAGCAAGCCCACCGGCACUGGAUCCCACCACACCCACACCAAGCCGACUGGAACCGGCAAUGGACCUGCUCCCACUGAGACCAAGACCUGGCACGGUGGUGCCCACAGUGUUGUUCGCAACUAAGCUGAACAAGUAUUUUACGUUCUCCUUCAGACGAUGAUGAAGAUGUGUUAUGUUUUCGGUACCUCAUGUGAAACAAGAAUGAGGUCUUUACGGUCCUUAAUGACACCUUGCAUAUAGUGCAGUGAUAUGCUGUUAUGUAUUUAGUUAUAGCCAUUCCUUAAUGUUUAGACACUCCUUAAUAUUAUAGACAUCAACAGAGAAGAAAAUAUAGAUCAUCAGUGGAUGCCAGCUGGCAAAACUUGAUAUCGGUGCCAUG